UUUACGACGCUCAUCAAGACGUGCGGCCGGAGCGGCGGCUGGGACAAGGCGCUCGAGCUGUACCAGGCGAUGAAGAGCAGGGGCGUGGCGGCGAACACCAUCACGUGCUCAGCGCUCAUCAACGCUUGCGGCAAGAGCAAGCAAUGGGAGAAGGCGCUGGACGUCUUCCGGGAGAUGAAAGCGGACGGCGUCGAGGCGAACAUCUUCACCUACUCGGCGCUCAUAUCCGCCUGCGCCAAGGGCAGACAGCUGGACAAGGCCCUCGAGGUGUUUCGCGAGUGCCAGGUAUCGGGGGUUGAACCCGACGCCAUCACGUACGGGACGGUCAUCGCCGCGUGCGAAAAGGGCAAGCGGUGCGACGAGGCGCUUGACAUUUUCCGACAGAUGCGUGCCAAAAACGUCGACGCGAACGUCAUCACGUACAACUCCGUGCUCAGCGCGUGCGACAGGGCGGGACGCGCCGACGACGCCCUCGACAUCUUCGCUCAAAUGCGCAAAGAGGGGGUCAAACCGGAUAAGCACUCG
Micromonas commoda is the source of this 525-nucleotide messenger RNA. RefSeq lists its product with no specific name. Gene Ontology annotation, molecular function: protein binding. The record is from RefSeq and is a predicted model, not a curated record. The transcript has a single exon. NCBI's taxonomy places the organism in Eukaryota, Viridiplantae, Chlorophyta, Mamiellophyceae, Mamiellales, Mamiellaceae. The annotation marks the transcript as partial.